AUAACUUAGUACAAGAGAGCAUGAAAAUAGCAGAGAGAAACAAAUGAGUUUAUUAUGUAUAACAAAUAGUCCAACUGUUGUGGUGUCUAUAAAGACACUUUAUAGGUGGAACCGAAAAGGAGCUAGUCAGUGUACUAAUGGAAUCACUUUAGGACUGUUUUACCCACGUCAGAUGCAAAUGAGGAUUCUUCAUGAGCCACACAAUUCACAAAAAUAUUAACCUCCUGCAAUUCCUACUUCAGUGAGAAACAUGGCUGGACAAAUAUUAAGGCAUAUUUUGGUACUUACAGUGGCUGUCCUGCUUGCCCAUGUGUGUGAGGCUGAAGCAAAUUUUUCCCCAGAAACAACAAAGGCUUUACAGUUCAGCUACAUGUAUUCAGAUGAACCAGUCCAUCACAUAAGACAAAGACGCGCAGAUUCAUACACAGACUAUACGGUUGAAAUUGAGAUAAAUGCAUCAAGCAUCUCUGUGAUUGAUGAAAUAAAGAAAGAGCUGGAGAAGAUUCAAAUCGCUUCCCCAGUUGCCAAUCUGACAUUAUUGGAAGCAAACUUCACGACAGUGUGCAGCUUCUUUGACACUGAAUACCAGUGCAGAUGUGAGGCGCAGCAUUUCUGGCCCUGUGACAUGUGUAAAUUAUAUAGAAGCUGUAACACUAGUAAUGACGCAUGCAGCUGCAUCGAUAAUAAACCAAGUGGACAGUUCUGCCAAAAGACAACUAACCCAGCAUGUACACAACCACCAACAGAUAUUAAUGAAUGUCUCAACUCAUCUUUGGUUUGUGGACCAAACGCAUAUUGUCACAAUUCCAAUGGAAGUUACUGGUGCUCUUGUUGGAGUGGAUAUAAUGCAACAGUCCCGAAUCUCACCAUCAGCAUCAAUAACACAUGCACAGAUAUUAAUGAAUGUCUCAACUCAUCUUUGGUUUGUGGACCAAACACAUAUUGUCACAAUUCCAAUGGAAGCUUCUCGUGCUCGUGUUGGAGUGGAUAUAAUGUCACAAAGAUGAAUGAAUCUGUCAGUAGCAGUAACCCAUGUACUGAUGUGAAUGAAUGUCAGGGGAAUCCAUCUGUUUGUGGUCCAAAUUCCAACUGCACAAAUGUAAAUGGAGGUUACAAUUGUUCAUGUUGGGAUGGAUUUACUGCAACAGUCCCGAAUCUCACCAUCAGCAUCAAUAACACAUGCACAGAUAUUAAUGAAUGUCUCAACUCAUCUUUGGUUUGUGGACCAAACGCAUAUUGUCACAAUUCCAAUGGAAGUUACUGGUGCUCUUGUUGGAGUGGAUAUAAUGCAACAGUCCCGAAUCUCACCAUCAGCAUCAAUAACACAUGCACAGAUAUUAAUGAAUGUCUCAACUCAUCUUUGGUUUGUGGACCAAACACAUAUUGUCACAAUUCCAAUGGAAGCUUCUCGUGCUCGUGUUGGAGUGGAUAUAAUGUCACAAAGAUGAAUGAAUCUGUCAGUAGCAGUAACCCAUGUACUGAUGUGAAUGAAUGUCAGGGGAAUCCAUCUGUUUGUGGUCCAAAUUCCAACUGCACAAAUGUAAAUGGAGGUUACAAUUGUUCAUGUUGGGAUGGAUUUACUGCAACAGUCCCGAAUCUCACCAUCAGCAUCAAUAACACAUGCACAGAUAUUAAUGAAUGUCUCAACUCAUCUUUGGUUUGUGGACCAAACGCAUAUUGUCACAAUUCCAAUGGAAGUUACUGGUGCUCUUGUUGGAGUGGAUAUAAUGCAACAGUCCCGAAUCUCACCAUCAGCAUCAAUAACACAUGCACAGAUAUUAAUGAAUGUCUCAACUCAUCUUUGGUUUGUGGACCAAACACAUAUUGUCACAAUUCCAAUGGAAGCUUCUCGUGCUCGUGUUGGAGUGGAUAUAAUGUCACAAAGAUGAAUGAAUCUGUCAGUAGCAGUAACCCAUGUACUGUAUACUCUACAGUAACACCGCCACAAACAGUAUCUUCUACAGUAACAACACCACAAACAGUAUAUUCUACAUUAAUACCACCACAAACAGUAUAUUCUACACUAACACCACCACAAAGAGUAUAUUCUACAGUAGCACCACCACAAGCAGCUAUUAAAAUGUCAAUGACAAUUGAUAAACCUUUCGAUACCAGUCUCACCAAACCUGAAGACAGUCAUUACAAAGAUUUUGCCAAACAAAUCCAGGAUGCAGUCGAACAAAGUUACAAAAGUCUGCCUAGCUACAAAACCGGUUCAGUAAAUGUCACUGGCUUCAGACCUGGAAGCACUAUAGCAGACUACACGAUUAUUGCAACCAACAGCAAUCUGGAUUUUACCUCAGCAAACAUAAAUCUUUACAACAUUCUCUUGAGUAAAGGAAUCACUGUUGCUGCCAAUGGUUUUGCUCAGACUGAACAAAAGCCCCUGAUCAGUACAUCAGGUAACUUAUAUCCUCAGCAAAAGUUGGAGCUGAAAUGUCCCCAGUCUGUUAACAGAACAAUAACAUGGAAAGUUAAUGAAAAAGAUCCAGACAGCACAAAAUAUACCAUUUCAGAAGACGGUGGCACACUUACGUUGAACAGUGCUGCUUACAGUGACCAUGGUAGAUACUCAUGCAUCAUGCAAACCGCUUCAAUACCUUACAUCCAGUGGCAAGAUAUUAGCAUCGAACAAGAACCCAGUAUCAGUGUGGGUGACAAUGAACGUGUUUUUCCAUGUGAUGGAAGGACUGUUCAGUUAACAUGCUAUGUUAAUGCAGACUACAGUGUCGAGUGGGUCCUGAAUGUCAAUGUGCAAACGUCAGAAAUCGGGUCAGAUUCCAUCACAGUUAAAUAUAUAGUACCAAAGGACAAUUGUAGCAAAGAAAUCUUAACCUGUCGACUAAAGGGUUUACCACAACUACUUGAUUACAGUUAUAGCACGAGGAGUGUCACGGUAAAGACGAGCACAGAAGAUUUCACCUGUCAAGAUAACACACUUGGAUUUGGAAAAACAAAUGAUAUGACUAAAGGACUGUGUGAGAAUGGCAAGGAAGGAAGCAUAACGUAUAAAUGCAAAUCAAAUGGUUGGGCAAUAGAACAGGAUGACUGUGUGCUCAAAGUUAUCAAAGAUCUUGAAAGCAAAUUGCAGGGUUUAGCUGUGACUGCUAUUCCACAGUUUAUGGCAGAACUCAGUAAUGCUGUUGAGCAGAAUAAUGCUAGUGUAACCCAAUCUGCUGCGACUGUCAAAACAAUUGUUGAGAUCCUCUCUAACAUUGCUGAUUUGUCAAAAAACAUAACCCACAAAAAACCUGUUAUGGAGAGUUUCUUAAACACAGUGGACAUCAUCGUGUCAGAUAAUUCCAGUAAAACUUGGAAUGAUUUGAACAAUAAAAACACGACAGGAAACACCAGCGUUAAACUUCUGGAAGCUAUUGAGAAUAUAAGCGAUCGACUUUCAGACGUGUUUGCAAUUAAUCUGUCAUCUAUUCAUUUGAAUAGAGUUACAAUAAAAAACUCAUUCAACCAAACAUCUCAACUACCAAGCUCAACGACUCAGAUUGUGAUACCAAAUAUUUCUAAACCAACCUUCAUAACUGUUAUAUUCUUUUCAAAGCUUAACGAUGUUCUACCUACUCGUAAUACCCCAAAUAAUGACAACAGGACAUCCCAAAACCGUAUUAAUGGAGACGUGGUUGUGGUUAAGGUUAAUGAAACAAUUAACAACAUUUCGUUUGGUUUUGACAUCACAAAUUCAUCAUUGGGAAAUCCUCAGUGUGUCUUUUGGAACUUUGAUCUCGACCGAUGGGAUUCAACUGGAUGUAAAGUCAAGAUAACCGGGAAUGAAACAGACAAGGUUACAUGUGAAUGCAUUCACACUACCUCUUUUUCUUUCCUGAUGUCACCGUUUGCAAUCACAGACCCUGUGAAACGCACAGCCUUAGCCUAUAUAACAUACAUCGGUGUUGCUAUUUCAAUGGCCAGCUUGGUUUUGUGUCUCAUUAUUGAGAUUAUUUUAUGGAAGUCAGUGACACGAAAUGACACGUCUUACAUGCGGCAUGUCUCAAUAGUCAACAUCGCUGUGUCUCUGCUGAUUGCAAACUUCUGUUUCAUCAUUGGAGCUGCAAUCGCAGAUCAAGACAUAAAACAAGAGCAGAUGAUCUCAGUGGGUCGCUGCAGUGCAGUGGUUUUCUUCAUGCACUUUUUUUACCUGGCUUUUUUCUUCUGGAUGCUCGUUUCAGCACUUUUGCUCUUUUACAGCACUGUCAUCGUCUUUGGUCAAAUGUCAAGAACUGAAAUGAUGGUCAUUGCCUUCACAGUUGGUUAUGGUGCACCUUUGCUCAUAGCAGUUAUUACUGUCGCGUUCACAGCUGGGCCUAAAAACUAUGUUUCAAAAGAAAAUGCAUGCUGGCUGAACUGGAAUCCGUCUCGGGCCCUGCUGGCAUUUGUGAUUCCAGCUCUGACUAUCGUUUUCAUAAACCUUGUGGUUUUGAUUGUGGUUGUGUGCAAGAUAUUAAAGAGAGGAGUUGGUGCUGUAACUCGACCAGGUGAAAGACAUAUCCUUAUAGUCAUCGCCCGAUGUGUGGCCUUCCUGACUCCUAUCUUUGGUCUAACAUGGGGAUUUGGCAUUGGAACCAUGGUGUCACGUGACUUUAGCCUUCAUGUGGUGUUUGCACUCCUAAAUUCACUGCAGGGAGUUUUUGUGUUGGUGUUUGGAAUACUUUUAGAUGGCAAGGUCCGUGAGACACUUGCAGGAAAGCUGUCACUGAGUAGCCUCGGUUCCAGUCCUACCAGGAGCACUAAUGCAGGAAUGUCAUCUUCAAGUGGACUGGGUAUCUUUGCAAGACUGCGCAGAAAUGUGUACAACAUAUCUAAUCCCAGCGCAGCUCGAUCUGCUAACAGCACCGGUGCUUCAGAGACCUUAAUGAAUCCCUAAUUUAUCAUGUUAUUAAAUACAACCAAUAUCAUUAUUCAAAACUAUUUAAUCUGUUACGAUGAUUAUUGUAAAAUGAGGUGUACAUUUUGUCAUUUAACAAACAAAUAAUUCUGUUGUCAGUGGUUAGUAAGCACUUUUAUUUAUUUCAUUUUAAUCAUACAUUAAAGUCAUAGCAAGUUAUAGCAACAGCAAAAACACAACCAUUAAACAGUUCACUAUUUGGGAAAAAGAAAACAAAUUGAACACACAUUGACCUCGGGUAAGCUAUCACAAUGGAACGAGUCAUUACUGCCAAAUAUUGUUUAAGCUAAAUGUUCUUUGGUUAGUUGUUUGUUUGACUGCUACAGCAAAAA
Triplophysa rosa is the source of this 5229-nucleotide messenger RNA. RefSeq names its product adhesion G protein-coupled receptor F5-like. Gene Ontology annotation, biological process: cell surface receptor signaling pathway; G protein-coupled receptor signaling pathway. Gene Ontology annotation, molecular function: calcium ion binding; G protein-coupled receptor activity. Gene Ontology annotation, cellular component: membrane. The transcript is spliced from 33 exons. Bases 251 to 4876 code for a protein of 1541 amino acids. The record is from RefSeq and is a predicted model, not a curated record. NCBI's taxonomy places the organism in Eukaryota, Metazoa, Chordata, Actinopteri, Cypriniformes, Nemacheilidae.